CUCGGAGAUAGCAUGGAUUGUUACUGCAUCAAGCAAUAUCUUCAUUACACAACUGUUACUUCGUGUAAAUCACUCUACAACUCACUAGUCACACUAUCAGUCAGUCUUCAAAAUGGAGCGAAGCACAAUUCAAGCCAAGGCAAAGCCCCUCCCUCCAGGAGUCUACACCCCCGUCGUCACACUCUACAAAGCAGACGACCCAACCCAACAAGUAGACCAUGAGGCCAUGCACACCCAAUGUAAAGCAUUAAUCAAGGCCGGUAUGCAUGGUCUCGUCUACCUCGGCACUAAUGGCGAACUAGUUCUUCUUUCACGAGAAGAGCGUAAAGCCAUCAUCAAGACAGCCGUGCAGGCCGCUUCUGCAGCUGGUGGACCUGACUACCCCAUUGUGGCAGGCAUCUCAGCACAGUCCACGCAAGAGUCGAUCCAGAACGCCAAAGAUGCAGCUGAGGCUGGUGCUGGCUUUGGGUUGCUUCUGCCGCCGAAUUACUGGCCCAAAGCACUACCCAGCCAAGCUAUCGUGUCUUACUUCAGAGAAGUGGCGGCGGCAUCACCGAUACCUAUUGUCAUUUACAACUUUCCCGCUGUUACAUCCGGCAUUGAUCUUGAUUCUGAUCAACUAGCUACUUUGGCUUCUGAACCGAACAUUGUAGCGGUGAAGCUGACCUGCGGAAACGUGGGAAAGCUCGCUAGAUUAACAGCGCUCUUCUCCCACGAGCAAUUCGGUGUUUACGGCGGAAGCAGUGAUUAUCUCCUCCCCACCCUCCACAGCGGCGGAAGCGGUUGUGUUACAGGGAUGGGUAACAUUUUCCCCUCCAGUACAGCAGGUGUUUACGACUUAUGGAAGGCCGGAAAGAUCGAUGAGGCCAAUAAGCUUCAAGGCCUUGUAGCUCAUGCUGAGUGGGCUUGUAAGAAGGGCAUUAGCAACACCAAGUAUGGAGCGUGGCAUUUCCUUGGAAGGGAGAUUGGGCUGGAUAAUGAGAGUUCGUGGCACAUGAGGAAGCCUUAUCAGCCGCUUGAUGAUAAGGCGAAGGAGUGGACUGUUAAGACGCUGGGUGUCCUUGCUGAUACUGAGAAGCAAUUGAGGAAGCAAUAGUCUGUAAAUAGUUUCUGUUAUUAAUUUGACAGUUAAAAUAAAAUGCCCGUUUUCUCA
This is a messenger RNA of Fusarium redolens, 1153 nucleotides long. RefSeq lists its product as uncharacterized. The record is from RefSeq and is a predicted model, not a curated record. NCBI's taxonomy places the organism in Eukaryota, Fungi, Ascomycota, Sordariomycetes, Hypocreales, Nectriaceae. The coding region runs from base 113 to 1096 and encodes 327 amino acids. The transcript has a single exon. Gene Ontology annotation, molecular function: 4-hydroxy-tetrahydrodipicolinate synthase activity.